CUUUGAUCACAUAUAUGUACGUUUAGUUCGUUUUUCAAAUGAACGUUUUGUUAGUAAUUUAGAGAUGAGCCCUAAACUAAACAGCGCGUCAUCUGUACAGCAACAGUCAGUCCCAGCAAAAACGAGUCUGUAAAGACAAUCGGAUCGAUCAUGACGACUCACGAGUUUUUUGUGGACAUGACAUGUGAGGGAUGCUCUGGUGCAGUAACUCGAGUGCUUAAAAAACUGGAUGUCAAGUUUGACAUUGAUCUCCCCAAUAAGAAGGUCUUCAUUGAGUCAGACAAAGACACAGAUGUUCUUCUGGAAACACUGAAGAAGACUGGGAAAACUGUUACCUACAUCGGUCCAAAAUGAAAUAUUUCACAUUAAAACACUAUAAGGUCAGAAUCAUGCUGCUUUGAAGAUUAUGAAGUGAUACUCCCUCAUCGGACAGCACAUCACACAUCAGAUAAAUCAACACAUGUCUUUGGGACCACUGAUGGAGAUCUGUUCAGCAGAGCAUUAUGAUAAGCAAUUAUAAUAAUGCUGAAAUAUAACCGUUUACAAUGUGCUUGUUUUCAUGCCACACUUGUCUGCUUGGAAUUGUUGUAAGUGUCCAGUUGAUGGUUCAAAUAAAGAUUCCUGUAUUUACUUAGAGGAAAACAAA
Messenger RNA from Megalobrama amblycephala (Wuchang bream), 646 nucleotides. It is a transcript of the gene atox1, whose product is annotated as antioxidant 1 copper chaperone. The record is from RefSeq and is a predicted model, not a curated record. The transcript has 4 exons. Gene Ontology annotation, molecular function: metal ion binding; copper chaperone activity. Gene Ontology annotation, biological process: copper ion transport. The coding region runs from base 151 to 354 and encodes 67 amino acids. Lineage: Eukaryota; Metazoa; Chordata; Actinopteri; Cypriniformes; Xenocyprididae. Gene Ontology annotation, cellular component: cytosol.